Molecule: messenger RNA, 876 nt
Organism: Aureobasidium musti
Lineage: Eukaryota; Fungi; Ascomycota; Dothideomycetes; Dothideales; Saccotheciaceae
Source: the annotation of a GenBank genome assembly
AUGACACAAGAUAGCAAUAGCGGUCGGCGUGACUGGCGGGACAUGUUCGCAGUGCCGCCAGUUAUCAGACAAGUCUUUGCAAAGUUCCCUCUAUCGACAUAUGCAGCCAACGCGCUACCGACGCGCUCGCCAACACACAGAGACCAACACACUCUAUACACAUGGACGACAGCAGAAGACGCCAGCGCAAACAAAGCCUCAUUCAAUCCGACAUGUCUGAAGUGGCAGACAUACCUCCUGUUCCAGGGCAUCCCGUUCCGCAGCCGACCCUCCAAUAACCACGCCUCGCCCUCGGGCUCCCUACCCUUUCUCCUUCCAGCAAACUCGUCCGCUCCAGUCCCAUCCACCAAGCUCGAGGCGUGGUCUAGCACACACAGCAACAGCAAAAACAAAACCCCUUCCUCUGACACACAAUCCUCUCGCCAAGAUGUGUAUGCAUCGCUGCUCGAACACGCCGUGAGAAGAGCAUGGCUCUACCUCCUCUACCUCGACCCCGACAACUUCGACCACGUCGCUAAAACACUCUACGUCACACCUUCCUCCUCCAACACCUUUGUCGCCAUGACAAUCUCAUACCAAUUACGCGAUGCCGCUACUCAAGAACUGCUCAAAACCACACCAGCUGCAAAAGCUCAGGAUAUUUUGGACGAGGCUGUUGAUGCCUUUUCCGCUCUGUCGACUUUGCUGGGUGAAGAUACUUGGUUCUUUGGAAACAAGACACCGACGCUGUUUGAUGCGAGUGUGUUUGCUUAUACACAUCUACUGCUAGAUGAGGAUAUGGGCUGGAGGCAUAAUCCUUUGGCUGACAGGUUGGCGACUUUCUACAAUCUGGUUGAUCAUCGUAAUAACAUCUUGAGAGACUGUUACCGCUCUUGA